CAUACACAUCAAACGAUCCUCGUCCUCCAAAAAGUUAUACAUCACCUCAAAACAUUGAAAUUACAUCUCAAACGUCAAAUGAUUCACGUUCUCAAAAAAAUUAUUCUCCAAAUAGCCCUCAGCCUCCAAAGAAUUAUUCACCUACUCUAAAUAAAACAUAUACUCCAAACGAUCCUCGUCCUCCAAAAAGUUAUUCUCCACCUCAAAACAUUGAAAAUACGUCAAACGAUCCGCAUCCUCCAAAAAAUUAUUCACCAACUUCAAACAAAGCAUAUACAUCAAAUGAUCCACGUCCUCCAAAAAGCUAUUCCCCAUCUCAAGACAAUAAUAGCCCUCGCCCUCCAAAAAAUUAUUCUCCGCCUUCAAAGAAAUCAUCUAAUUCAAAUGCACCAUCUAAUUCAAAUGCACCAUGUCCUCCAAAAAACUAUUCCCCAUCUCAAAACACUGAUUCACAGGCUCCAACUUAUGUUGGCGGAAAUAAAGGAGAUCGACUUUUGCAAAAGGAGGACAGAUGUUGUAGUUGUUCAAUCUGCGGAUGCAUACAAUGCACGUGCACCAUACUUAUGAUUGUUAUUGGUGUAAUUUUUAUCAUUGUUGGUAUUGGAAUGUUUUUUUAUGCCAAAACGCUCCCCUCUGUAUGUGGUCAGCAUUGUGAUCCCAGUCAAGUCACUAAUUCAACAAAUUCCACAACGUCCGCGGUUCCAGGCAAUGCCACUGAUGCAGUUAAUAAAGCUGCCAACGAUGGUAGUUCUCAAUGUAAAGCUAUAUGCCAGAAAAUCAUAUAUCAGGCACUGUAUUAUGGAGGUUGGGGUUGCAUUGGCUUCGGUGCAUUAUUGGUGUUGAUACAACUCGAAAUGUCUCGUGCACGUACUUCAAAUGAAAUUUGGUGGGCAAGGCUUGUGGAUAGAGCUGACGAAUUUUUACAUAACUAUCCAAAAUUACCAACAAAGCCAAUAGCAGAAAACAGUUUGCCUUUAAAGAUUGGCUCAAACAUAACGAUCAAAGAUUUUAACACUUUUCUUAACAAUCACGGAUCAUCGGGAUAUAAAUUCCAGUUCGAGUUGAACAGUGACAAUAAAACGGGAAGUGUAUAUAUAAUUGAUAUGGCCAAAACAGUACACGAGACUGUUGUUGGCAUGCUUCAAAAUUUUUUCAAAGUUCCUAACGGAGGAACAGAAUUUUUGUUAUUGAAUUUUCGAUCAUCUGAUUGUCUUUUUGUUAUAAUACACUACAAUCCUGAGAAAAGAGAGGUUCAAAUAGCUCUCGACGUUGCUGUAUAUCCAAACACAGCUUUUGUUCCAAGACCUGCUGUUUCCACCAUAGUACCUCGUCCUCCUAGUGAUUUAACAGUAGGCCAAAGUGUUGGUUAUUUAAGACAGAAGUGUUUGGCUUGGAUGAGCGAACAAUACGUUUGUGCGGUUGUUGGUAUUAAGAUUUUAGAUCCAAGACCAGGAAUCCGAGAACCUAAUACUGGUUAUUUUUAUAGAACAAUGACGGCGAAACUUUAUCGUCAAAGAAUGGCGACGCAAAGAUGGGAUUUUGGAAAUGCUAGAAAAAAUUCACAAAAUCCUAUCCAUAAUCCUAGUCCUUACAAUGCACCAAACUUAACAGCUUUUCAAAUAAGCAUUCCCGUAGGUGAAGUAUUUUGGGACCCACCGUCUCCUAUUCCACCAGUAUAUGUACCAAUGAUUCCCAAUGUGGUUACAAUCCACAAUUUCACUAUUGACUUGUAUUGGAUACAACGAGCAGCAUUAAAAGCUGAAAUGUGA
Molecule: messenger RNA, 1769 nt
Organism: Racocetra persica
Lineage: Eukaryota; Fungi; Glomeromycota; Glomeromycetes; Diversisporales; Gigasporaceae
Source: the annotation of a GenBank genome assembly